Molecule: messenger RNA, 189 nt
Organism: Prunus armeniaca (apricot)
Lineage: Eukaryota; Viridiplantae; Streptophyta; Magnoliopsida; Rosales; Rosaceae
Source: the annotation of a GenBank genome assembly
AUGUGGUGGCCAAAGGCGGUUGUCACUAUAGUUGAUAUUAGGAAAGACAGAAUCUCUUGCACCUUCAACUCUAAUGAGGAGAGGGAAACAAUUAUCCGAGGCGGGCCAUGGCUAUUCAAGGGAUAUCUUCUAGUGAUGGCAGAGGCUGAUGGUACUACAAACCCCAAGCAUAUCCCACUAUCGUCGUAG